AGUAGUGAAACAUCCAAAGACACUGCCUCAGUCCCAAAGUGCCACGCCCCCUGUCAGGAUGCUGGCUCCACGGAGCAGGUGCCCAAUGGAGACCUGGAGACAGAUGGUGCCCAGUGGAAAGGCCCGGAGGACAGCGAUGGGACCCCGAAGGGCGGGCAGCAUGGCGAGGACGAGACGGACAGCCUCCCAGACAGUGAGACGGGCCAGGCCCUGGAGAACGGGCGCUGCACCCCGAAGGACAGCCCGGACCCACCGGCCGAUGAGGGCAAAGAAGAGAAGGAAGAAGCUAACUACGACUCGCUGAAAAUGGAGGGAUCCCGAGGCCGCCUGCGUGGUGGGCUGGGCUGGGAGUCAAGCCUGCGUCAGAGGCCCAUGCAGCGGCUCACCUUCCAGGCCGGGGACCCGUAUUACAUCAGCAAGAGGAAGCGAGAUGAGUGGCUGGCCAGAUGGAAAAGGGAGGCUGAGAAGAAGGCCAAAGUCAUUGCUGUCAUGAACGUGGUAGAGGAGAGCCAACGGGCAGAGCCCCAGAAGGAGGAGGAGGCCAGCCCGCCUGCCUCACAGCAGCCCACAGACCCCGCUUCGCCCAACGUGGCCACCACGCCUGAGCCAGUGGUGGCCGACGCCGUGGACAAGAGCACGUCCAAGUCAGCUGACGACGAGCCGGAGUACGAGGAUGGCCGAGGCUUCGGGAUCGGUGAGCUGGUGUGGGGGAAGCUGCGUGGAUUCUCCUGGUGGCCGGGCCGGAUUGUGUCCUGGUGGAUGACUGGGCGGAGCCGAGCAGCCGAGGGCACCCGCUGGGUCAUGUGGUUCGGAGAUGGCAAGUUUUCCGUGGUCUGCGUGGAGAAGCUCCUGCCACUGAGCUCCUUCUCCAACGCCUUCCACCAGGCCACGUAUAACAAGCAGCCGAUGUACCGCAAAGCCAUCUACGAGGUCCUGCAGGUGGCCAGCAGCAGAGCGGGGAAGAUCUUCCCAGCAUGCCCUGAGAAUGACGAGACAGACACUUCCAAAGCGGUGGAGAUCCAGAACAAGCAGAUGAUCGAGUGGGCCUUGGGGGGCUUCCAGCCGUCUGGUCCCAAAGGCUUGGAGCCACCAGAAGAGGAGCGGAAUCCCUACAAAGAAGUUUACACGGAGAUGUGGGUGGAGCCAGAAGCAGCCGCUUACCCCCCGCCUCCGCCAGCCAAAAAACCAAGGAAAAGCACAACGGAGAAGCCCAAGGUCAAGGAGAUCAUAGACGAGCGUACCCGAGAGCGGCUUGUUUAUGAGGUUCGCCAGAAAUGCAGGAACAUCGAAGAUAUCUGCAUUUCUUGUGGAAGCCUCAACGUUACCCUGGAACACCCUCUAUUUAUCGGAGGAAUGUGCCAAAACUGCAAGAACUGCUUCCUGGAGUGCGCGUACCAGUACGACGACGAUGGCUACCAGUCGUACUGUACAAUCUGCUGUGGUGGCCGUGAGGUGCUCAUGUGCGGAAACAACAACUGCUGCAGGUGCUUCUGUGUGGAGUGUGUGGACCUGCUGGUGGGACCAGGUGCAGCCCAGGCAGCCAUCAAGGAGGACCCCUGGAACUGCUACAUGUGCGGCCACAAGGGCACCUACGGGCUGCUGAGGCGAAGAGACGACUGGCCCUCGCGCCUCCAGAUGUUCUUCGCCAAUAACCAUGACCAAGAAUUUGACCCACCAAAGGUUUAUCCACCGGUCCCGGCUGAGAAGAGGAAGCCCAUCCGAGUGCUCUCUCUCUUCGACGGAAUUGCCACAGGUCUGCUGGUGCUGAAGGACCUGGGCAUCCAGGUGGACCGCUACAUUGCUUCCGAGGUUUGCGAAGACUCUAUCACUGUGGGGAUGGUGAGACACCAGGGCAAGAUCAUGUACGUCGGCGACGUCCGGAAUGUCACCCAGAAACAUAUACAGGAAUGGGGCCCUUUUGACCUGGUGAUUGGAGGGAGCCCAUGUAAUGACCUCUCCAUUGUCAACCCUGCCAGGAAGGGUCUUUACGAGGGCACCGGACGGCUCUUCUUCGAGUUCUACCGCCUUCUCCACGAAGCCCGGCCCAAGGAGGGCGAUGACCGGCCCUUCUUCUGGCUCUUCGAGAACGUGGUGGCCAUGGGGGUGAGCGACAAGCGGGACAUUUCGCGCUUCCUAGAGUCCAACCCAGUGAUGAUUGAUGCCAAAGAGGUGUCUGCAGCGCACAGGGCCCGGUACUUCUGGGGUAACCUUCCCGGUAUGAACAGGCCUUUGGCAUCUACAGUGAACGAUAAGCUGGAACUUCAGGAGUGCCUGGAGCACGGCAGGAUAGCAAAGUUCAGCAAAGUGCGAACUAUCACCACUCGCUCCAACUCCAUCAAGCAGGGCAAGGACCAGCAUUUCCCCGUCUUCAUGAACGAGAAGGAGGACAUCCUGUGGUGCACGGAGAUGGAGAGGGUCUUUGGCUUCCCGGUUCAUUACACAGAUGUCUCCAACAUGAGCCGCCUGGCCCGGCAGAGACUGCUCGGCAGAUCUUGGAGCGUGCCGGUGAUCCGCCAUCUCUUUGCUCCCCUGAAGGAAUACUUUGCCUGCGUGUAAGACACACAGGAACUAGUGAAGUGGAACGAAUCAGAUGAGAAGAGAAGUGAAAAUGUGGAACAAGAGAAAAAUCAGCACCCAGAAGAGAGAAAGGAUUAAACCCGAUGGGAAUCCACCGCGUCUCCCCAAGCGAAAGGGUUCGGUGUCCUCUCCUGAAUUUUCAAUGUUCAGCUUUUAGCCUAUUUAAAAAAAAACAAAAACCGGUUUUUUUUGGUAACCUUUUAAUUUUCCGCUCUUUUCUGGAUGGGUUUUUCUGUUAGUUUGGUUUCUGCUUCUCGAAGCUGCGAGCGAGGCGAAAGGCUUUCCCGAGCUUGUGAGCAAGCGCUGUCGUAGCAGGAGGGCAAAGCCAGCAGGAAACACUAGCAGAAACCCAAGCCUAGAGAGGGGGACGCGAAGGAAAGGUUCUGCCGACCUGUCGCUCUGAGCUCGAGUUUUGUCUCUGGUCUGGUGAGCGUAGGAGCACCCAGCAGGGAGUGCUCAGCCUGCGCCGUAACUUCCAGCACUGAGCCUUACUUACUUCUACCAGCACCAUCACUGGUGAUGCAAAGCAAAACCAACUAGCAGGGAAGCCAAGAACACGCACCACACCACACACUUUUCUACAGUAUUUCGGGUGCCUACCACACAGGAAACCUUGAAGAAAGCAGAUCCUAGAUGCCGCUGUUACCUCUUGUUUACAGUUUAUAUAUAUACGGCAGGUGUGAGCGCGAGCUAGCUAGAUAGAUAUAUAAAAGGUACUGUUACUACUGUACAUCCUGACUUCAUAAUGGUGCUUUUCAACAGCGGGGUGAGUCAAAACAUCAGCUUCCACGUUGCCUUACGUGCCAGGGCUUUCCGCAGGGGGGACCAUGCAGACUCAGUGCCGGGGGCAGGGGAGGCACUGGUCCCCCGCCCCCGGGCAGUGCGGGGGAGGGACGGGAGGCAGUCUCCGUCCCACGUCAUGCAAUAACCUUUUUAUUUUCGAAAAGGAAGGCCCCCCUCCCACGCACUGGGGAGAAGCGGGUCCGGGGCUGCCCCCGCCCACCCGCAGGGGCCGGGGGGAGAGAAAGCCCUCGCCAGAGAAUAACAACACACAAACGUACUGGUGCUUUUCUGUGUACGUCGCCUUUGGGUGUUCUUUUCCGAGGGGCUCCCCUCCCCUGGCCUGAGGCUGGGGUGCAGCACCGGGCAGAGCGAUGCUUUGGGUCACCUCCGAACUCACAGGCUGCAGUUUUAUACUGAGAAGCUGAUGCCAUCUUUGAUUCUUCUUGUCUCUUUGUUGUAGAAUGAAGAACUCGUCUGUAGGUUCAUGCCGAGGUGGGAGGAGGGCCGGGCAGACGCCCCCCAUUGCUCAUCCAGGCCUGGGGGUGCAGGGCAGAGCUUUGGCUGCCCUGUGGGGUGCUCCCGGCCCAGCGGGGAGGCUGGUUCUCUCUUUUUGUGGACGCUGUGAAUUCUGUUUCUUUUAGUACUUGAUUGAACUGCAGCUGUGCGGUCCCUUCCCAUCGGCCACCAGCGCGCUGCCCCUCACUCCUCGCGGCCUGGGCGGAGGGCGCAUUCUCUGUGGGGCAGGAAGUGGGCAAGGGCUAGACUAGGAAUCGCACUGGCAGGCCCCCCUGAGGGAGAAUCCCCCCAGCAGAGCCAGGAGAGCAGCAUCUCCAGAGGGGCUCCACCUCUGUUCCUGGAUUCCAGGGGCUGGGGGCCCAGUGCCAGCCCGACAGCCUGGGCAGGCAGAGCAGAGGCAGCUUUCCCCCUGGCGUGUGCCUAUGCAGCACGCCGGGGGAAGCCGGCAGGUGCCGCAGGCACUCAGGUGGGCAAGCAUCCGCUGCAGAGCAGUGCCAGCUGGGCCAGGCUGAGAUCCCAGAGGGAGCUCUAGGCCGGCCGGGGGUGUGGUACAUUCAGGGGGGCACAUGGCCAAAGCUAACCGAUCCAGGCCUUGUGCCCUGCUGUAUGUGGGCAUGGCCCUAGCACAGCCAGUUGGCACCAGUGGAUCAUCUGGCCCUCCAGGGGCAUUUGCUGGCAUGGCCUGGAAGAGCGGGCAUGGAAGGAGCUUGGUGUCUGUCUUGGCCUCUCUGCUGAGCCUGCCAGGGGAGAGCAGCUGUGAGGGGCUUUCCCAGCAUGCGGAAGUGUUGUCCCGCGGGCAGACGCCCCGGCCUGAGUCUUGUCACAAGGGCACUGACCAGCCACCAUCUCGAUAACUUCCCUGCGCUGCCAUUGGCCCGCCCCCUC
Molecule: messenger RNA, 4761 nt
Organism: Caretta caretta (loggerhead turtle)
Lineage: Eukaryota; Metazoa; Chordata; Testudines; Cheloniidae
Gene: DNMT3A
Product: DNA methyltransferase 3 alpha
Biological process (GO): negative regulation of DNA-templated transcription
Cellular component (GO): nucleus; cytoplasm
Molecular function (GO): DNA (cytosine-5-)-methyltransferase activity
Source: RefSeq, a predicted model, not a curated record